Apiotrichum porosum is the source of this 1563-nucleotide messenger RNA. RefSeq lists its product as uncharacterized. Lineage: Eukaryota; Fungi; Basidiomycota; Tremellomycetes; Trichosporonales; Trichosporonaceae. Gene Ontology annotation, molecular function: zinc ion binding; sequence-specific DNA binding. The record is from RefSeq and is a predicted model, not a curated record. Gene Ontology annotation, biological process: regulation of DNA-templated transcription. The transcript is spliced from 5 exons. Bases 1 to 1563 code for a protein of 520 amino acids.
AUGCAGCAGCGCCAAGGUGCGGUGCGGUGCUACUGGGCCCUCCUCGCGCCGCAGUACACGAGCGCACCGGGUACGCACCCCAGCUCGUCGUCGUCGUCGCAAGCGGCCGCGGCCCCGGCCCACCAGUCGCUCGAACUCCAGUUUGUCUCCCUCGACCCCGUCCUCAGCGCACACCUCGCACGGCAGGGAGCACAGAUGGUCAACCGCGACGUCAUGCAGUUUAUCCACCCGGUAGAACGCGAGCAGGCCCGUGGCGACCUGUACAAUGCGAUUCAGAGCGACGACUUGCAAGGAAGUGUGACGAGGUUGCGGUUUGCGCGUGUGUCGCGAAUCAAGGCCCUCCUCGGCUGUCCACCGCAGGACAACCCCGUGCCAAAUGAGGACUUGCUUGCCGUGUGCGAGGACGACGAUUAUGUGAUCAUCGACCUGGUGCUGAACUGGGCUGCCGAUGGUCUGCUUCUCGCCUUCUUCCACGCAAUCAAGGACAAGGACUCUGUGGCGAACAAUGACCCAGGUCGGCGACAAGAAGGAUGGUCCAACUACUGCGGCUCGGAGACCAUGUUGCCAGAGCACACUCAAGCAGUGCAGAGCUCCAUCUCUGCGGCCCUCACCCUCCCUCCCCGCACGCGCCACCCUCCAACACGCAUCUUCCAGCUCUACUCGUCCUCUGCUUCUCAAUACCCACAGCAGCUGCUGCUCACAUGGCCUCCGCCUCGCCCACCAAACUCGACCGGCAUGUUUGACGGUCUGUACGAUGCAGACGAGUAUGCCGACCUGAUGCGCCAUGUGGACAUGGACCCAAGCCAGCUGGCCGCCAAGCCUGGCGAGGUGCGCACCAACUGCACCACACGGUUUGGCGCCGAGCACUCGAUCCGCACCGAGGGAGUGUACCGCCACGUCACGAGCGUGUUCAUCCCCUACGGCGGGGUCAUCUUUGCGUGCUUCCAGACGACCAAGGUGUACGACUUGCCAACAAUAAACAGCACGGCCGUGACGACGCAGCAGCAGCCCACGUCGGCGGCGCCACCAUCAGCAUCGAGCGAGCCGUGGCCAACAUCCCCAGUCGUACCCGGCGGUCCCGGCGGCGGCGUCCAAGGCCGCGGGGGCGAGUGGCCGCAGCGCGGCACCGGUGGUCCUGGAAGCGACUACGAGUACGCCCAGCCCCACUACCCGCAGGACGCCUACCGCCCUCACUCGGGGUACGCGGGCUACGACCAGGCGCAGCAGCCCUUCCACGCGCGCCUCGCAAGCAGCGAGAACACGCCCACACCACCGCGCGGCGCUCCUGGUGGUGUUCCCGGUGUCCCCGGCGCUGGCGGCGGGGGAGGUGUAGGCGUAGUCGUCGGCGUAGGCGGAGGAGGCGGCGGCGGCUCGACGCGCCCGCUCGUCCGUCCGCCCGGCGACGUCGAAAAGUGUCGCGGAUGCGGCACGCGCGAGAGCCCCGAGUGGCGCAAGGGCGAGAACGGCGUCAAGGACCUGUGUAAUGCCUGCGGCCUCAAGCUGGCGCGUGCCGUCGCCAAGCGCGAGGGCAGGCAGAAGCCGAGGAAAAAGGACAAGGUGUAG